AAAUAGUUGCAGUACUUAAGGCGCGCAGACGACUCAAGCAACUAACUGCCACUCUGCGGAGUUAAAACAAACUAUUUCUGUAUGGGAAAUGAAUCAGCAAAUAAUGAGGUUUGGAAACCAGUCAUGUGCCAAGUCAGUGGCAAAUACAAAGCCUUCAAAAGCAACACUGCUCCUCCUGUCGUUGUAAUCGAGCACAGUUGUUUAGUAGUGCGUGGACACGAAUGGAAACUUGUUGUCAAAUGUCGAACACCAUCAAGUUACCAAGAGAGAAAUACUACAAACUCGUGCGUUUGGAGAGAAGUGAAUGAGGUUGUUCCAGAUGCCAAAGUAGAGCAGAAACAUAACGACAUUCUUGUGACUCUUCCUCAACUGAAGGAGGACAUUGAAAUUGCAGCUUUUGGAAUUCCAGGAACAGAAGACCAGAAACGAAUGAAAAUGGCAAUCUUUGGAAAAAAGCCGACCCAAGGAAGGGACUGGAAAUUAAAGGUUUAUCUCAUAGAUGACUCGACUAUAGCUUUUAAGAACGUCUGCGACAAAGAGGAGAGUUUUGGAAACAACUUGUUAACAACCCUUGCUGGUUUAUUUGUGUCAAACAGUAACGAAGAUAUCAGAAUUGAAAUCAACCCCAUUGAAACUGGAUGGAAAGUCAAAGGAAACAAAGUCCAGAAGAUUACAGCAAGAGAUGCCUGGCACUCGCUUGAAAAUUCUACAGGCUUUCCUCAUUGCCAAUUUAACAUCGAGCAUGUCAGCAAAUCGAAGCAAGCAUUCUUUUGUGGAAUAACAGCAUCGCACGGAAGAGAUCAGGCGAACACAGAACUAGUGGCAUAUUUUGAACAGAAGAGAAGCAGAGGAGAACUCAACCAACCUUCUAGAGCACUACAGACACUGAACAACACCACCCUCCAUGCGAAAAAUGAGAUAAACACCUUAGAACUGAUGUUAAUCUUAGUCACUGCUCCUGUGGCCCGAGAAUGCAAAAGCACACGUUUAAAAGAGAUGAGCUCCUUGGGAAUGAUGUUCAUCUUGGUAACAGCUCUUGUGGCCCGUGAACUGCGCAAAAGUACACGUUUAAAAGAAUCAGCCGGCCUGCAUGUCAACGUUUGUUGCGAAGAAAGACGGUCUAUAUUCUAUAAAGCUGCCACCUAAACCUAAUCAAGACAUUCCGAGAAAACAAAGUGGAAAUUAAUAAAUAUCGGAACGAAUUCCUUAUCAGUUACAAUAUAGAUACAAAAUCAUUUCGUUUUACAAUUGUCUUAGUUGCCAGUCAAAACUUUUAUUAUAAAUUUUUUGAACAAAAGAUAUAGUGAAUAACUUAUUACCAACGAUUGGUAUUUGUCUGAGACAAUUUUACAAAAAAAAAAAAAAAAAAAAAAAAUUGACAGAACUGACUGCUACCCUCUCUCGAGUUUUUCGGAACUAAAGAAAUACUCUAACUCAGUUUUAAGACUCACUAAGUGAGAAUGAUAUAUUAAACGUAAACACGCAGUGGAUUAUGCGAUAAACCAAUGCAUUCCAGUUGAGAUUUUGACUUACAGGCGUUCACAAUUCUUAUCUUAUUUUAUUUGCAUUUACGUAGAGUGAAAGCAGUGUUAGGGACGUUUUUAAUUUGUCUAAAAUAAAUAACAAGUCAUCGACAGUGACAUUGAGAAAAGCCAUUACAAAAUGAUCAAUACCUUGUCUACGAGAGUUGGUCAGUUUUGAGUAGAUUCAUUGCCAAAGAGGAAGGGCAAAAUGUCUUGCAUUAACAUCCGCACUGUUUCGUGACGUAAUAAUCUUUGUUUAACGUGGGUAGAAACACUAAGCUGAAGAUAGCUUACAGGUUUUCCACAAAAUUACAAGAUUUAAGUAACUAAAAACGUAAUGUUCCUCCCUGCCUCGAGCUCAGUUUAAGCGCAAUUCAUUUGGAAUCCCAUUCCAUUGUUUUACGGGGAAAAACUUAAAAGAGUUCAAUUCAUGCUUUGUGGUAUUUACUUUUGGUAGCGAUAGCAUAUUAUUUCCCCUUAAAUCAAAAUUAUUAUUUCUUACUUUAACAAGUUCCUUGAUGCAUGUGGGGGCGCGCGUUGCCUUGGAAACAGGCGUUUAUGGUUGUUAACAUGUCCUGGACACGACUGUUUUCUUGCGUGGUUUUCUAAACUUACUCGCUUUAGCAGUUAAUGAUAUGUUGAUAUUUUUUCUUUGAAGCAUGUCUUAAUGCACGUUCAUUUACUUUUUCUAUUUUCUCUGUGUUUCUCGAGCCACAAUGAUGCCAUAUCUGACUGCAGUAUUAAAAAUGAGGCAGAGCAAACGCUCGAUACAAUAAUUCCUUAACUCUGCACGGAAGAAUGUUUUCAAGCCUGUUUAGCGCCUGAAGCUCUCGCACCUAAAAAGCUGACUGACAUUUAAAGCAAGAACCAGGUCACCUGCCUGGAAGUUAAUUUAGAUCCCUCAUUUGCAAAGGUAAAAACAUUAAGAACUGAACAAUUCUUACGUUCUACUUUUUCUGACUAGUGAAGCGACUGACUAGUGCAAAAUGAACUAAGAAAAAAAAAUUUUGUUUUUAAAAGCCCUUUCAAGUGAUCAUUCUUAACCCACUGGGGGGAGUUAUGAUACAACCAGAAGUAAAUGUCUUUUGUGUCCACACUUUUUUGACGAAUUGCAAUUUCUCGAUAAAAAAGGAAACAAUUUAAGUUAUAUUGAAAGCAGGGAUCCUCAGAGAUUUCAGCUCUUCCCGUUAGGGGUAAUAAAAUAUUUUCUCACUCAAA
Stylophora pistillata is the source of this 2741-nucleotide messenger RNA. RefSeq names its product netrin receptor UNC5C. Gene Ontology annotation, molecular function: netrin receptor activity. Gene Ontology annotation, biological process: netrin-activated signaling pathway. NCBI's taxonomy places the organism in Eukaryota, Metazoa, Cnidaria, Anthozoa, Scleractinia, Pocilloporidae. The record is from RefSeq and is a predicted model, not a curated record. Gene Ontology annotation, cellular component: membrane.